GAAGGUGGGUGGGGCCAGAAAGAACAGACUCCUCCAGAUUCUCAGCAGUGCAGACAGGAAGGUGCACUUGCCCUGCGUGGACCUGACCUCAAGCUUCUCCUUCUCCUCACAGGAUGGACCCGACAGUUUAUGCUGAACUGUUGAAAGAAUCUGGCAACCAGGUUUUUAAGAAUGGGAACUUCGCUUUGGCCAUCAGAAAGUAUGAUGAAGCCAUCCAGAUUCUCCUGCAGUUAUACCAGUGGGGGAUUCCCCCCAGGGACUUGGCUGUGCUGCUUUGCAAUAAGUCCAAUGCAUUUUACAACCUUGGGAAAUGGAAUGAGGCAUUUGUUGCUGCCAAGGAAUGUCUCCGUUGGGAUCCAACCUACUUGAAGGGAUACUACCGAGCUGGUUAUUCCUUGCUGCGACUGCUCCAGCCUUACGAAGCUGCUCGCAUGUUUUUUGAGGGUCUGCAGCUUCUUCAGCGUGGCCAAGAACAGGCACAGGUUGCUGAUUUUCUUGUUGGAAUCUUCACUACUAUGAGUAGUGACUCUAUUGUUUUGCAAAGUUUCUUGCCUUGCUUUGAUCGUAUUUUCACAACUGGAUUCUCAUCAGAAGUGUGGCAAUCUGUAAUAGAAAAGUUGGCAAAGAAAGGAUUAUGGCAUUCAUUUCUACUUCUGUCUGCGAAAAAAGACCGACUACCAGAAAAUAUUCACGUCCCAGAGUUAUCUCUGAAAGGUCUCUUUGAGAAAUAUGUCUUCAUUGGACUUUAUGAGAAGAUGGAACAGGUGCCCAAGUUAGUCCAGUGGCUCAUCUCCAUCGGUGCAUGUGUUGAGAGUAUAGGACCCUACCCUCUUCAUGCCCUCAUGCGUCUCUGUAUCCAAGCCAGGGAAAACCAUCUCUUCAAGUGGUUAAUGGACCACAAGCCUGAGUGGAAAAGCCGCAUCAACCAGAAAGACGAGGAUGGCUGCACCGUCCUGCACGUCGUAGCCUCGCACUCAGGAUACCUCACCAAGCGACAAACAGAGGAUGUGCAGAUGCUCCUGCAUUUUGGGGCAGAUCCCACUGUGCUGGAUCGACAGUCUCGGUCUGCUAUGGAUGUCCUGAAGAGAAAUAAGAACUUCAAAGCCAUCGAGAAAAUCCACAGUCACCUGGACAAGUUGGCGAUGUGUUCUAAAGACCUAUCAGGUCUUAGCAACUGUAAUGGAGCUACUAGUGAGGCUGACAUUUACAGGAAAUCCUUGGAACAGCUGGUGAGGCACAUGAACUCAAGAAACUGGUUAUCGCAUAAAACCUUUAUGAAGCAAGAAGUUGUUCAGAGGUUUUUGCGCCUCCUUUCUUCUCUGCAAGAAAUUUCUUCUGACCUGGUCUGUGGCAUUAAUCGAGACUGUGCCAACACCAUCAUCAAAUUCUUACUGGAAAAACAGAAAUGGCCUGAAGUGCUUCUGCUGCUCACCCGCAAAAUAAGUGGGGAGCCACCACUUGGAGAUUGCCUUAUGAAAAACUGCAACUUCUCGGACCUCGACAUCUGUACUGUUGUCCCUCUCCUCAGUGCCUGGGACCAGCGGAAGACACUGCUCCUGGGCUGCCUGAUAGACAAUGGAGCCUUGCCUGAUGGUCUCCAGGAGAACCAGGAGAGGCCACUUGUCAUGAGCCUGAAACAUGAGGACUUCGAGUUGGCUCUUCUUCUCUUGACCAAGGGUGCAGACCCCCGUGGUUUUUCUCUCACAGAAGGUGAUACUCCUUUGCAUGCAGCACUCCACAUCUUUCUAGAUAUCAAUGCUGACAUUGGUUUUAGCUUCCUCAGCCACCUGUUGGAUCUAUUCUGGUUCAAUGCCACUGAAUUUUGCUACCUCAACCCCAACAUCCAGGACAGCAAUGGGAACACGCUGAUGCAUAUCGUCUUUCAGAGGGGCAUGCUGAAGCGCAUGAAGAAGCUGAUAGACCUGCUGGUAAAGUUUGACAUCAACUUGAACCUGAAGAACAAAGAGGGCAAAGAUGCACGGCACCGGAUUAAGAAGAAUGACUCUCUACUCUUGGCCUGGAACAAAGCUCUGAUAGAGAACAAGCGGAAUCGCCGGCAGGACUCUGCUGCGCACCAGGGGAAGCUCUCAAAGUCCACUGCCCCUGGCCAUCCAUCUCAGAUCAGACCCCAGGGUUCACUCAAGUCAUUGCCAUGUGAUGCCACUGCCAGAACUGAGUCUGAAGGAGGUGCAGUUCCUGACAGCUGGGAGACACCCCUGGAUUCCCAGAUGACCAGGCGAGAGCCUAGAGCCAUCAGGCCACACUCUCUGAGAGAUGAACUUGUACAGGACAUCACAUUUUUGAUUCAACAGGUUGAAGUGGCUAUAUCUCUCCUAGAGGAUUGUCCUCAGCACCCCGAGCAUCUGGAGGUAGGAGCUGGCAUGGAAGUACAGAAAGAUGAGCUCCAGCCAACCCUGAGUGCAGGGGACUCUGACUGUAGUGGGAACAGUUUUGUCAUCCCUGAAUUAGGGGAAGGACAGGCUCAGGCAGGGCUUGAGGUGUUGCAGCUCAUUCCUGCUGCUAACAGGAGGAGGGAGGGUAGUGAUGAUCACGAUGACUGGAGCAUGCAGGAGAUUGAGACCUGCCUCCAGGACUUUGAUAAUAUGACCUGGGAGAUUGAGUGCACAUCAGAAAUGCUGAAGAAACUGUCCAGUAAGGUAAUGAGCAAGGUCAUGAAGAAGAAAAUCAUCCUUGCCAUACAGCAGCUGGGAAAUGGUGAGUGGACCCAGGGCCUGCAGAAGCGACUGAAGCACCUGAAAGGAAGCAUCCAGCUCUUCGAAGCUAAGUUGGACAAAGGAGCCCGGAUGCUGUGGGAGCUUGCCAUUGACUUCUCCCCUCGAUGCAGUGAGGACCCAGAGAAGAUCAUUGCCAUGGAGCAAAAUACCUACUCCAUGGAGAAAUCGGGACGGGUCUACACAGAAAUCAUCCGGAUUUGGGACAUCGUCUUAGAUCACUGCAAACUGAAAGAUUCCAUCAGGGCCAUUUGCAUUGCCUACAACCGGGGCUUGUCUUGUGUCUUGCGGAAGAAGCUGAAGGGUAUCAGUAAAGGCCAAGUGUCAGCUAACAUGAAAAUCCAGAAGCGUAUACCUCGCUUCUAUGUGGAGGACACCGAGGCAGAGAAGGGCAGGAUGUAUGUUGAUCCCGAGUACUUCCCCCCAGCCAGUGUGGUGGAGACAGAGUACAACAUCAUGAAGUUCCACAGCUUCAGCACCAACAUGGCCUUCAACAUCCUCAACAACAUGACAGCAACAGUAGAGUACCCCUUCCGGGUGGGCGAGCUCGAGUACGCAGUGAUUGACCUCAACCCCAGGCCGCUGGAGCCCAUCAUCCUCAUUGGGCGGAGUGGAACUGGCAAGACCACCUGCUGCUUGUACAGGCUGUGGAAGAAAUUCCAUGCUUACUGGGAAAAAGCUGAUCAGGCAGAAAGCCCGUUGCUGGUCAAACAGACCUGGUCAAAGAGAAGGCUGGAAGCGGAACCUGGAAAAGAGGGUCCAGGUGGGGAGGAAGAGGGGGAGGAGGAAGAGGCUGAAGAAGAGGAAGAGGAAGGUUCCAUCCAAGUGGAAACCGAAGACAGCACAGAUGAGGAGCAGGAGGGUGAAGUCUGUGCAGGUGGAGCCGGUGUGGAGCCUGUGGGGGAUGGCCAAGUGGCAGAAGUACAUGUGCCAGAACAACCCCACCAGUUGGAGCAUUUACAUCAGAUCUUCGUGACCAAGAACCACGUCCUGUGUCAGGAGGUACAAAGGAAUUUUAUUGAGCUUUCCAAAUCUACCAAGGCCACCAGUCACUACAAACCACUGGAACCCAAUGUUCACAAACUCCAGGACCUGAGGGACGAGAACUUUCCUCUGUUUGUCACUUCCAAACAGCUGCUCCUUCUGCUUGAUGCUUCUCUGCCCAAACCAUUUUUUCUGAGGAAUGAGGAUGGAAGCUUGAAAAGAACCAUUGUAGGAUGGUCCACGCAGGAAGAGUUGGUUAUCCCCAAUUGGCGAGAGGAUGAGGAGGAGGCUGAGGUGGACGGGGACUUCAGCGAGGAGGAUAAAACUGUAGAAGCUCGCACAGGUGACAGUGACCCCCGGGUAUACGUGACGUUUGAGGUGUUCACCAAUGAAAUAUGGCCCAAGAUGAUUAAAGGGAAGACCUCCUACAACCCUGCACUGAUUUGGAAAGAAAUAAAAUCUUUUCUGAAGGGUUCUUUUGAGGCCCUCAACUGUCCCCUUGGGAGACUCACUGAAGAAGCAUAUAAGAAACUAGGGAGAAAACGGUCCCCCAAUUUCAAGGAAGACCGGAGUGAGAUCUACAGCCUCUUCUGUCUGUAUCAGCAGAUCAGGUCCCAGAAAGGUUAUUUUGAUGAAGAGGAUGUUCUGUACAACCUAUCCCAGAGGCUGUCAAAGCUCAGGGUGCUCCCAUGGUCCAUCCACGAGCUCUAUGGCGAUGAGAUUCAAGAUUUCACCCAAGCUGAGUUGACAUUGCUGAUGAAAUGCAUCAAUGACCCCAAUGCCAUGUUCCUCACGGGGGACACAGCCCAGAGCAUCAUGAAGGGCGUGGCUUUCCGCUUCAGUGAUCUGCGCUCUCUGUUCCACUAUGCCAGCAGAAACACCACAGACAAGCAGUGUGCCGUCCGGAAGCCCAAGAGGAUCCACCAGCUGUACCAGAAUUACAGGUCCCACUCAGGAAUCCUCAGACUGGCAUCUGGAGUGGUGGAUUUACUUCAAUUCUAUUUCCCAGAAUCUUUUGAUCGCCUUCCGAGGGAUUCUGGCCUGUUUGAUGGUCCCAAACCAACGGUCCUGGAGUCUUGUAGUGUAAGCGACUUGGCAAUUUUGCUACGAGGGAAUAAAAGGAAAACCCAGCCCAUUGAAUUUGGAGCCCACCAGGUAAUCCUUGUAGCCAAUGAAAUGGCAAAGGAGAAAAUUCCAGAAGAGCUGGGGCUAGCACUUGUACUAACAAUUUAUGAAGCAAAAGGCUUAGAAUUUGAUGAUGUCCUCCUUUACAACUUUUUUACUGAUUCUGAGGCUUACAAGGAGUGGAAGAUCAUAUCCUCAUUCAUACCUUCAUCAUCUGACUCCAGAGAGGAAAACAAGCCACUGAUUGAAGUGCCCCUGGAGAAACCAAGGUCCCCUCAGGGUCGGUCUGUCAUGGUAAACCCAGAAAUGUACAAGCUCCUCAAUGGAGAGCUGAAGCAGUUGUAUACUGCUAUCACACGGGCUCGGGUCAACCUCUGGAUCUUUGACGAAAACCGAGAGAAACGGACUCCUGCGUUCAAAUAUUUCAUUAGAAGAGACUUUGUCCAAGUUGUGAAGACAGAUGAAAAUAAAGACUUUGAUGAUAGCAUGUUUGUUAAGACCUCAACUCCAGAGGAAUGGAUCGCCCAAGGAGAAUAUUAUGCCAAGCACCAGUGCUGGAAGGUUGCAGCCAAGUGUUACCAAAAAGGAGGGGCAUUUGAGAAGGAGAAGUUGGCUCUGGCUCAUAACACUGCCCUGAACAUGAAAUCCAAGAAAGUCAGCCCCAGGGAAAAGCAAUUGGAGUAUUUGGAACUGGCUAAGACCUAUCUGGAGUGCAAGGAGCCAACACUAUCCCUUAAGUGUCUGGGCUGUGCCAAGGAGUUCCAGCUCUCUGCUCAGCUUUGUGAGAGGCUGGGAAAGAUAAGAGAUGCUGCCUAUUUCUAUAAGCGAAGCCAGUGCUACAAAGAUGCUUUCAGAUGCUUUGAGCAGAUACAGGAAUUUGAUCUAGCACUCAAAAUGUACUGCCAAGAGGAGCUUUUUGAAGAAGCUGCUAUUGCAGUGGAAAAGUAUGAAGAAAUGUUAAAGACCAAGACCCUUCCCAUUUCCAAGCUCUCCUAUUCUGCUAGUCAGUUUUACUUGGAAGCUGCUGCCAAGUACCUGAGUGCAAAUAAGAUCAAGGAAAUGAUGGUUGUCCUCUCGAAGCUAGACAUAGAAGACCAACUGGUGUUCCUGAAGUCUCGGAAACGCUUAGCAGAGGCUGCAGACUUGCUGAACAGGGAAGGUAGGAGAGAGGAAGCUGCCUUGCUGAUGAAGCAACAUGGCUGCCUCCUGGAGGCUGCCAGACUCACUGCUGACAAGGAUUUCCAGGCUUCGUGUCUGCUGGGCGUCGCCCGCCUCAAUGUGGCCAGAGAUUCUGACAUAGAACAUACCAAGGUCAUUCUGAGAGAAGCACUUGAUCUCUGCUAUCAAACCCGCCAGAUGUCUGGCAUUGCUGAGGCCCAUUUCCUGCAGGGAGUAAUACUGAGAGACUUUCAGAAACUCAAGGAUGCCUUCUUCAAGUUUGAUACGCUCAAUCAUUCAGCCGGAGUAGUAGAAGCCCUCUACGAGGCAGCUAGCCACUGUGAGGCUGAGUCUGAGAAGGUUCUGGCCCUGGCUCCAGGGGGCUUGGAAGUCCUUCUCAAUCUGGUCAGGGCCCUCAAAAGAGUGACAAACAAUGCUGAAAAGGAAAUGGUCAAGUCCUGCUUUGAGUUUUUUGGGAUUUCCCAGGUGGAUGCCAAGUAUUGCCAGAUAGCUCAGAAUGACCCUGGGCCCAUAUUAAGAAUAAUUUUUGACCUGGAUUUGAACUUGAAAGAGAAGAAAACAAAAGAUUACUUUUUGAUAAUGACUGACCUAGUGAAAUUAGCCCUAAACAAACACCUUUUGAGCAGGCUGUGUCAGAUCACACAAAGCCUGCUUGGGAAGACCUUCCCAGGGGUCUGCAUGAAGUUUAUUGUAGGCUUAAAAUGUAAGGAUGAAAACUGUAAAGAUUUUCACAGGCCUCUGCGGCGUUGUGAGGCCAAGUGCUUAGUUCAGUCGAAAAUAAACCUGGUGGCAAUCAAGGGAUUGCUUCUGGAAGCUAAAAAUGUAUUCCCUAACAUCUUGGCUGAAGAACUUGGAACAAUUGAUUAUAUUUUGUCUACAGAUAUGUAUGACCUUUGCAAAUCCUUCCUGAAUGUCCUCUUCCCUAAGCAUUUCCAUCAGAGAGUGUUGUCAGAAAACCCCAUGGCGUGCAAAGAAAUUCUCAAACCAAGUUACAAAUCCUUCCGAUCUUUCAGGUUUGCUUUGAAAGAGUAUAUCCACUUACUGUUUCAAAACGAAACGGCCCGCAGCCGCCGAGAAUCCACAGACCUGUGGCUGAGUGCCAUGCAGGCUUUCCUUCUCUCCUCCAGCUACCCGGAGGAAUUUGAAAAAUUACUCCAUCAGGAGGAGGACAACUACAACAGAGAGCUCAAAACUCUAGAGUCUGAAAAAGAGGAAAGGGGCAGGGGGAGAGGCAGCAGGGUGAAAGGAAUUGAAGGGAAAUUUGGCAUGUUGGUGCCCAACAAGGAUGACAGAAAUUCUGACAAGACCCACCUGUGUUUCAUCCGACUGCUGGAGAAUUGCAUCGACCAGUUCUAUGUGUACAGGAACCCAGAAGACUACAAGAGGCUCUUUUUUCGUUUCAUGAAUUUCCUCAUCAAGAGGUGCAAAGAACCACUCAUCCCCAACAUUGGGAACACAGUGGCCCUGCUAGAGUUCCAGUUUGUCCACUGUGGGGUAGUGCUGGCCCGCCUCUGGAAGAACGCCAUCCUGUGCCUCCCCAAGAGCUACAUUGCACUUUUGCACUACUGGGAGUUCAUCUUUAGCAAGAAGGACAAGGAGUCUGGGGAUGUGUUCUCCAUCAUUCAGGAAUACAAACCGAAGGAUGUAACAAGAGCCAUUCAGAAAUUCCGGUUCCACCUCACUUACCUCGUCAGGGUGCUGUGUGGCUCUGAGAAUGUGAACUUCAACGUUCUGCUUGAUGCUUUCAGUGAAAUAGACUAUGUGGUUUCGGGUGAGGCUGAGCGGACACUGGUGUUGUGCUUGGUGAUGCUAGUGAAUACCAAGGAGAUCGUACAGCCAUACUGCAAGCCUCUCUUGUACUGCCACUUCCAGGAGAUUGAGAAGAGGCUGCAGCUCAUGAGUAUGGACUGCCCAGACCAGGUUCCCGAGAGGCUCCUGAAGGUGGUGAGGCAGGUGUUGAUGGCAACCAACGUGAAGUCUGUGGCUGAGGCACUGCAGGACCUGCUCUUGGAGCGGGAUGAAGAGUACCUGAUGGACUGCCACUGGAGGUGGGAUAGCGUGCACACCAAAGGGUCUGUGGUCCGCGGCCUCUAUCAUGAGGAGGUUAAGCUAAACCGCUUGCUUUGUGUAGAACCCGUGGACCACUCUGCCGAGCCUGAGUGUGAGUUUGGUCAGGAUGAGACAGAUGAGCUGGCAUUGGAAGACCGAGACCAUGUCCUGGCCACCAUCCUUUCUCAGAAGCAGCGGAAGGCCUCCAUCCAGCGGAAGUUGAGAAGGGCAUGCCUAGUGGUAUCCCUGUGCAUCAGUUGGAGGAGAAGAGUGGGAGCCCAGACGGAGCAUGUCAGGGAGGAGGCCAGGGACCCUGGGGCCGGGAACUUCAAAAAGGCUGAUGUGGACAGGACCCAGUGUGACCUAUGUGGGGUGAAGUUCACCCGGAACCCUGAGAACUAUUUCAGCCCCAGUAAAGCAUUUGAGGGUGUGGCUUCAGAGGCUGCGGUCCUUUCCAGAGCCGAGCUGGAAGGGAAGGAGUGUCAGGAGAGGAACAGCGAGACUUAUGAGCAGCACAUCCAGCUGGAAAGCCACCAGAGGCAGCAAGUGGCCUACCAGAAAUACUCGGAAUUUUUCCAUGAGCAGGUGGACCCAGCCAUUGAUGAAGGCAGGCUGGUGGUGCAGGACAUUGAGCAGAGCGUGUGGAUCCACAGUCACGUAGGCUCUAAGGAGCAUAGCCACAUGCUGCAGAGGAAGGUCCAGGAGCACAUCAAGAGGGUUUCAGAUACAGUGGAAGACCUCUACAGACGAAAGGCCUGGGCUGGCGCGGAGGAGGUGAUGACUCGGCUGGUCAACAUUCUGGUCCAGUCAGUCGGGAAUGCACGAGAGUGGCUGAUGAAAACAGAGUUCCACUUAAACAAAGAAGGUAUCAUUCAGGAAGAUGAUUAUGAAAAUGAAGUUGAAGACUUUGGUGAGCUCCGUCCUAGAAUGCGUUCACGAAAAUGUGGAAAACAGAGAAAAUACUAAUGUUCACAUAACUGCUGCCUCCUAAACCUUCAGAACAUUCCAUUCUGACUUAGAAUUCUGAGUGCAGGAGCAGAAGAGAAAAAGAAUGUGAAUAAGUGUUUAAAAAAAGGAGGAGAGUCUAACAACACUUUUAAAAUUGUUCUUUCAGUGAUAGCUUAGAGUCUGAUUGCUCCCUCACCUUCAGGGACCUCAUAUGUGGUUUCCAAAUGAAGUCUAGCAGAAUAGUCCCCCCCACAGAGUGUUCAGGGAGAGGAAUUGUAGCUGAAAGGAAUAUUGAGACUCCUCACUCCAGAGUCCCCAGUCUCUCUGGCUCAUCCCCAUCAUGACACAGGAGUCAGUAGCAGGGGACUGAGUGUUUAAGAGGACACAUCUCCCUCACAGUUGCUGCUGCUCUGGGCCAGGAAGUCCUCUAUGCCUUCCCUUAUCUCCUGCCACACUCCUGCAACAUCAAGUAGUACAAGAGCUGUGUGCACCCAGGGUCCACGUGGGCCCCACCACCAGCCACCCCGGCCUCAGGCCACAUUCCAGUCAUCUCUGAGCCCUCUUGUAAUGUAGUUUCUUCUGUUCUAUAUGUUAGCCUUUUCUCUCUGUGGCAACUUUUUGCCCUUCUUCCCUCCAUUUUUUGGGCCUGGCGUCAGCUACCCGUGCAAGUUAUGAUUAGAUUACCUCAGAUUGUAGUCAAGAAUUCACCCAGUGUUCUUUGGACACACUUUUCCUAGAGGAAAAGGCUAGGAAUAUUGCUGGUGGUGUUCCUAGUCUGCUUCCCCAAAGUAGUCCUAACUCUGCCUUGGCUGUGGUGCAAACAUUCCAAAAAAGUGUUUGGUAUGCAGUCCUAUACAUCUAGCUUUUAAAUUCUCCCUGGCAAGUUUGCCACCCUAGAGUAUGUUGAUAUUCUGAUGAGUUACCACCCACUGAGCUCACCGUGGUGGGACAGUAACCUGCACAGCCACAGGUUUGGAGCAGGUGACAGAUAAGGAAGCCAGCUGUACAGCGCCAGUCCUUCGGGAUUUGGCUAUGAAUCACUGCCACAUGGCUGAUAGGCCCUGUAAGAGGGUGGGAUGGGCCUGUGCACAGGAGGCCAUUGCUUCUCCCUCCACCCACUGACCAGCAGUCAUCAGUAUGGCCCCACUUGGGAAACCUUCAGGCCUCUCUGAUGGUUACUGCCCACCCUUGUCCCGCCCCUCAACUCAGCUUGGUGUCAGGUUCACAUUGGUGUUUGAUUGUUUUGUCCUCAUAGCAGAACCAAUUUCUCCCCAUGUUGCUGCUGCCAUUGCUGCUUGCUGUUUUCUCUUGUUUUUCUAAAUGACUCUGUUUCCUUGAAAUGGUUAUGUUUCCAAUUUAUAUUCCAGGUGUUUUAAAACAAACUUUACUUGACAGAAAAAAGAAACAAUACCCCGAUCAAAUCUUGCUGUAUUGUCAUAGUUUUGUAAAAUUAAAUCAUGUCUCUUACCUGC
Messenger RNA from Carlito syrichta (Philippine tarsier), 10489 nucleotides. It is a transcript of the gene TRANK1, whose product is annotated as tetratricopeptide repeat and ankyrin repeat containing 1. The transcript is spliced from 23 exons. Gene Ontology annotation, molecular function: protein binding; ATP binding. Lineage: Eukaryota; Metazoa; Chordata; Mammalia; Primates; Tarsiidae. The record is from RefSeq and is a predicted model, not a curated record. Bases 114 to 9035 code for a protein of 2973 amino acids.